Molecule: messenger RNA, 870 nt
Organism: Eutrema salsugineum
Lineage: Eukaryota; Viridiplantae; Streptophyta; Magnoliopsida; Brassicales; Brassicaceae
Exons: 1
Coding region: 28-693 (221 amino acids)
Source: RefSeq, a predicted model, not a curated record
CACAACAUAAGAAGAAAAAAAACCACCAUGGCCGAACCAGAACAUGUUCGUCCACUAGCUCCGGCGACGGUAAUUCCGGUGAGCGAUGAAUCCACAUCCAACAAGAACAACACUCUCCGUCGUCGCAGAAACCGAAUCAAAUGCUUAAUCUGCGUCACAGCAACAUCUCUAAUAUUAAUCACGAUCGUGUUGACUUUAACCUUCACGGUCUUCCGAGUCAAAGACCCGAUCAUAAAAAUGAACGGUGUAACAGUCAACGGUCUAGAUUCAACCACAGGGACGCAGAUCCAACUGUUGGGAACAAACAUCUCGAUGAUCGUCGACGUGUCUGUCAAGAAUCCGAAUUCGGCGUCGUUUAAGUAUUCCAACACAACGACCGAUAUCUAUUACAAAGGAACGGUGGUGGGUGAAGCACGUGGGCCACCGGGGAAAGCUAGACCGCAUCGGACGGCGAGGAUGAACAUGACGGUUGAUAUUAUGAUAGAUAAGAUAUUGUUGGAUCCGGGUUUGGCUCGAGAAGUAAGUGGGUCGGGUCUUGUGAACGUGUGGAGUUACACUAGGGUUAGUGGAAAGGUGAAGAUAAUGGGGAUUGCGAAGAAGCACGUUACGGUUAUGAUGAAUUGCACGAUGGCUGUGAACAUCACGCGACAGGCUAUAGAAGAUGUCGAGUGCAAGAAGAAAAUCCAUCUUUGAAUUUUCGGUUUCCAAAGGUAUUCGUUAGGAUAUAUAUGUGUUAACGUUUUUAAUCAUUUUGUUAACAGCUUUUUUUGGGUCAUUAAUUUAGAUCAGCACGAUGAUACAUAACGUAUAUCUGAAGUAUGUUUUGACUUUCUACUAGUUCCUAGCGAUUUUGCUUUGAUUUUGAUUAGA